ACUUAGACUUCUUCUGUAAGACUUCCUUCUCUCUUACUAUUUCAUGUUCUUUGAGCCAAACUUUCUCUUUCCUUUAUCUUCCUCUUCCUUUUUUCUCUGCAUUCAAACAACCUCACAAUACCAAUAAUUUAGUCCCACAAGAGAUGUCUUAUUUCUGGUUUCUUAAACUCAUCGUCAAGUGCCUUGAUCAUUGCGCAUGGCCUGUUCUUGCUCUGGGGUACCCUUUAUGUGCUUCUGUACAAGCAAUUGAGACCAAUUCCUAUAGAGAAACCAAGGAUUUGAUAUCGUAUUGGAUACUCCUCUCGCUGAUAUACAUACUUGAGUAUGUUUUUUCUGGGCCUCUUGAAUGGAACCCGUUCUGGCCUUACACGAAGCUAAUGAUCAUCUUCUGGCUCGUUGUGCCAGACUUUGGACGGGCUUCUUAUGCCUACAAUAAUAUUAUUCGAACAUGCCUCUCAAAUCCAGAAGCAAUCAUACGUAGUUUCAAUAACUGGAGGAAGUCUUUUGUCAAGAAAGAUAACUUUUUAGUGCAUGCAGAGAGAUAUUUGGAAGAGUAUGGAACAGAAGCCUUAAUGAAACUCAUUGCUAGCAAGACAAAUGGAGAAGAGAUCCAAACAGAGCACAAAGCCACUAAAGAUUCGGAGGUGAUCGUGAAAAAAGAAAUUCCUACAGACAUCCAAGUAAAGUAUGUUCCUGUGGUGCGUGAACUUGAGCAAAGUGAGAAUGGUUCAGCAAGCAUGUUGGAAACUGUAGGAACUGCUGCCAUGAAAGAGGUUGGUGAGAGUUCUACACAGAAGGAAGUUAAAGUUCAGAAGGAGUGGACUUGCGCUCUAUGCCAUGUAACAACAUCGAGCGAGAAAACCUUGAAUUCACACCUGCAAGGAAGCAAACACUUGGCCAUGUUGAUUGGUCUGAAGACAAAGAAUCAACCUGUUUCACAGAAGAAUCUGCAAAAGAAACCUGCUGGGGUGAAUAUUAAAGAAGUAAUAUGUGAAAUCUGUAAUGUGAAAUGCCCUUGCGAGAUUACCUUCGCCUCUCACAGAAAUGGGAAGAAGCAUUUGGCUAAAGUUCAAAGUUUAUUCUGAAGUGUCUGAAUAACAGGUAAACAAUAAGUUUCUUUUCAGUUGAAAGUCACAAUGGUUGUUAUUAUUCCUAGUUGGAGACUUUGUUUUAGUAUUAUGUUUCGUCAACUUCAGAACAUUCGAUGUUUUUCUUUGUACUAGAUGUACAACGUUUUAUCUACUUAAUAACGUAUGAACCUUUAAACCACUUGUGGUAAAAAACAUGAAUUCAUUUCAUGUUUUUUUUUUUCCUAAGAA
Molecule: messenger RNA, 1319 nt
Organism: Vigna unguiculata (cowpea)
Lineage: Eukaryota; Viridiplantae; Streptophyta; Magnoliopsida; Fabales; Fabaceae
Source: RefSeq, a predicted model, not a curated record